ACCAGCAUUGCCCAACGGACCCAAGCCUUGACCCUCCAUUCCCUGGGCGUCAAGGCGUCUGAAAUUGAGGCAAUAACCGGGAUGAAAAAAAGUGCAUUGAGGGCCCUCUUGCUCAGGGCUCAGAAACGGGGUUAUGUACCAGGCGGCCCCAUCAAGGAUGAGCAUGUCGCAAACGCGCCAAAGGCCGGAAGACCA
This is a messenger RNA of Thermothelomyces thermophilus ATCC 42464, 195 nucleotides long. RefSeq lists its product as uncharacterized. Lineage: Eukaryota; Fungi; Ascomycota; Sordariomycetes; Sordariales; Chaetomiaceae. The transcript has a single exon. The record is from RefSeq and is a predicted model, not a curated record. The annotation marks the transcript as partial.